Molecule: messenger RNA, 1425 nt
Organism: Chaetomium fimeti
Lineage: Eukaryota; Fungi; Ascomycota; Sordariomycetes; Sordariales; Chaetomiaceae
Product: histidine phosphatase superfamily
Exons: 3
Coding region: 1-1425 (474 amino acids)
Source: RefSeq, a predicted model, not a curated record
AUGGCUGCCCUGUCGGCCGCCCUCGCGCUGCUGGCAUCAACCGCCUUGGCCGGACCCAGCAAUGAGCACCUCCAUGUGGAGUCAUCCACCGACCGCUGCUCGUCCGCAAGCGCCCUGGCUUUUAUGCAGGGCCUCUACCCACCAUUCCCACACGUGUCAUGCGACUCGGACGUCCCUGGGCAUAAUUGGAUGUCUAACGGCUCGGUCCUGAACUAUCCCAUGGGUGGGUACCAGUACCCUAACAUCAGGACUGUCGCCCCUGACCGUGACCCGGACUCAAUCUGGACCCAUGGUCAUGAUCUAUGCCGCAAGCACGAGCAGUCGAUGCUUAUGUUUUCGGACAACAGCUUGGCUGGUUCGCUCCAUCAUGGUAGCAGGUUAUUCUACGGCAGCCUCUGGGACAAAGUGUUUUGCGAAGCAUUCCCCCGCUCGCAAGCCAACUUUUACAAUGCCCACGAGCUAUACGACUACGCCAUGUAUCGCUGGAACCACGAGAACUCACGAUCAGCCAUAACCUCGAAUGACCUGAAGACAUUGCGGCAUCUUGCGUGGCAGGAGCAGGCACUCAGACAUGGUCACUCGGCCAAUAACACUCAGAACGACUUGACCUCGGCGAUCGCCGGCCGCACGCUCGCCUCCAGGGUCGCGGCCCUGUUUGCCGAAAACAUUGAGACCCGGGGUGAACGGAACAAGUUAAAUCUCGCCUUCACUUCCCACGAACCUUUUCUGAGUUUUUUUGCCCUGGCAGACCUCAACACCGGAACCUCUAGUCACUUAUUCUCGCAGCUCCCUGAACCCGGUGCGACGUUAACCUUUGAGUUGUUCUCGGUAGAUGAGACGGUUGAUUCGCACGAACCCGAACCUUCCACCAUCUCUGAUAACUAUAACUCUGAUUCCUCUAGCAACGACACAUGCAGUCAGAGCAGCUCGUACGGCAAGACACCGGGACCCUGCAGUGCCAAAACCCGCCGUAGCUGUGACGACGACUGCACAACCACCUGCGACCAGGAAAGCACGGGGGCCUACUCCAUUCAGUUACCUCCUCAAGAACCCCUAUAUGUCCCGCCCUCAGUCCACCACAACCCACCCUACCCCCCGACCGACAAGCUCUACGUCCGCUUCCUCUACCAAACUAACGACCGCAACAACAGCACCGCCGCGAACGAAUACACCGCCUGUCCUCUCUUUGGCAACACCCACACUUUGAUGCCCUUCAGGCACUUCAACGCGACCAUGGCAGCCAUCGGCAUCGCCAACGCGACGAGCUGGUGUCAUGUGUGUGAGAGCACCAACACGGUAUUUUUCUGCAAGGGCGCUGUCGUGCCCCACGACGGGCACCACCAUAUACUUGCCGUGCUGCUCGGGUCGGCAGGCACGCUGCUCGCAGUGGCCGUCGUGUUGACAAUUGUUGGGCUUCUGACAUGA